AGCUACCGGUACACAGACCAGGCCACCAUGGCCCACCAGGACAAGGACUAUCAGGACCUCGUCGACCGCAUCCACUACUCGGACCGCUACUCGGACGACUUCUACGAGUACAGGCAUGUCCUUCUCCCGCGCCAGAUGCUCAAGCUCGUCCCGAAAGAGUACUUUCAACCCGACACGAACGUCAUGAGGCUCCUGUCCGAGGACGAGUGGCGAGGAAUCGGAAUCACUCAGUCGCUCGGGUGGGAGCACUACGAGGUGCACGCACCAGAGCCUCACGUCCUCCUCUUCCGGCGAGAGAAGGACUACCAGUCCAAGUACGGCAACGCGCGGUGAUGCCGCACGGCCCGUCGUCGCCGACUCUCGCACCCUCCCGCCUCUCGUCCUCCUCUGUGCCCCCUCCCUCCCCGGAUCCCUUCGCCUUUCUCUCUCUCUCUCCCUCUCACAGCAUCCGCAUCCGUCUCCUCCCCUCCGUCCCUCCCGGAUAGUCUCGAUGAUUCUUCUCGCCCGUGUUAUCACCAACCCUGUGCGCCGUCCGUGCGCUCGCCGGAACGUGCUGCUCCUCGCC
Rhodotorula graminis WP1 is the source of this 565-nucleotide messenger RNA. RefSeq lists its product as uncharacterized. Gene Ontology annotation, biological process: regulation of mitotic cell cycle. Gene Ontology annotation, cellular component: cyclin-dependent protein kinase holoenzyme complex; SCF ubiquitin ligase complex. The transcript is spliced from 7 exons. The record is from RefSeq and is a predicted model, not a curated record. Gene Ontology annotation, molecular function: ubiquitin binding; protein kinase binding; cyclin-dependent protein serine/threonine kinase activator activity. Lineage: Eukaryota; Fungi; Basidiomycota; Microbotryomycetes; Sporidiobolales; Sporidiobolaceae. The coding region runs from base 28 to 333 and encodes 101 amino acids.